Molecule: messenger RNA, 2741 nt
Organism: Lates calcarifer (barramundi perch)
Lineage: Eukaryota; Metazoa; Chordata; Actinopteri; Centropomidae
Exons: 10
Coding region: 170-2092 (640 amino acids)
Source: RefSeq, a predicted model, not a curated record
CUUCUCCAGUCUUCGGGUUGUAAGUGAAAUUGUUAUGGAAUUUAAUCACUAGGUUACAUUUUUUAUUCUUUUCGAUGAGUUUGUAAGAAAGCAGUGGUUUUUAUAAGGCUGAUACAAAUACUGUUAUAUAAUCAACCUUCUGACUAGAAACUGAAGGACCACAAUAGCCAUGUUGUUGGCAGAAAUAGGAGGUGUGCUUAUGGGUUUCAUCCUAUACAUCUCAGGGGUUAAUGGAAAAGUAAACAUCAUUUGUGCCUUAAAAGGUUCAGCAGUGAAUCUGUCCUGCUCAGCUGAACAUCCCAAUUCAGGCAACAAAUGGUACACUGUACACUGGAAUGGAUCCAAAUAUGUCCAGAAUGAGCUCUCUGCUGAUGGACGUCAUGUAAUGUACAAUGUAUCUGAAAAAAGUCAACUCACUCUAACAAUCAAUGAUCUAAGAGAGAAUGAUACAGAUAAUUACUGCUGCAACACAAACGACACGACACACUGCAGGCUACGUGGCAUCAUACUCCAUGUUGCAGACCUGCAGGUAAAGGUGAUUCCCACCACAGAGGAACAGACAGUAUCACUGAUGUGUAACACCAGCUGUCCUCUGACUGAAAACCCUGCAGCCUAUAUCUGGUACAAGAACAGAGAGUUUCUCUAUCAGGACUGGUCUCCCUGGUACCAACAGCUGGUCAGCAGUGAGGAAGCAGUCACAUACUCCUGUGCUAUCAAAGGCUACGAGCAUCUCAGAGCCCCUGAAGUCUCAGUGGAUUCUGUCACAUCUACCUGCUUUACUGUGACCUAUGCUAAAGGGAGAAUGUGUUCUAAUAACCACACAUCAGUGGAUAAGCCCUGCUCCAUCACAUACCCCAGAGAAGUAAACAUUGAAAAGACUUCCACAUCAGUGUUAACACUGACCUGUGCCACCAGCUGUCCUCUGACUGAUAAUCAAACUGCCUAUAGGUGGUACCAGGAUAGAGAACUGUACAGACACAAUGAGGGACAACAGCUGUCAGUUCUCAAAACUUUUCACAGCUUCUCCUGUGCUGUAAAAGGUCUUGAGGAUCUACUGUCACCUGAAGUCUGUGUUUUGGAUAACAGCUGUUGGAGAGUGAAUUAUGUCAGCAGGAGAAUCUGUGCUCUGCGAAGCUCUUCAGUGAACAUUUCAAGUGAAUACUCCUAUCCUGACCACCUGCAGCCCCAGUUUAAAUUUUGGUAUAAAAUAAAGAGAGGUGACAAGGAAGCUGGUGAAAAAAAGAUGUCCGAGACUGUGGGUCGUGUGGAGUACCAUGACAACAAAAAUAAUCAUCACAUCCUGAGAAUCAAAAACGUGAGGAAGAAUGACUCUGCUGAAUACAUAUUCAGAAUCCAGAGAGCUGAUGGACGGAAACGGCCUGAUAAUCCUGGAGUGACUUUGAUUGUCACAGGUCUGAGAGUGAAGUUUACUCCUCCCACAGUGGUGACAGAGGGUCAGAGAGUCACACUGACCUGCAUCACCAGCUGUCCUCUUUCUGUUAACACAACCUACAACUGGUACCUAAACAGUCGACCUCUGACCCUGCUAAAGAGUCAAACCAAACACCUGAUUCUGGACCCAGUCAGCAGUCAGCAUGCAGGAGAAUACUCCUGUGCUGUUAAAACCCACAGCAUCAGCUCAUCUGGAAGGACUCUCACAGUCCAAAGUAUCAGAAGGGAACACAAAUCUGCAGCAGCUGCAGGAGUCUGUGCUGUUCUCCUGGUCAUCAUACCUCUAGUUGUCUUCUUUUGGAUUAGAAGAAAGAGGACUUCAAGACAGUCUCCUACAACUGAAGCAACAGAGAACACUGAGCAGCUAAACCUUGAUCCUGUGUAUGAAAACCUCUCAGCUCAACAAACACAGCAGGAUGACCUUCACUAUAGCCGAGUCCACUUCACUAAGACCAGGACAGAUCCUCUGUACACUACCAUCCGACCACAUCAGCCUAAAAAAGAGGACCAUACUGCUUAUGCUGUGGUCAACUUUAGAUCCAACAUGACUAGGGUCACGCAUUUCAGUAAGAUAAGUAUGAAGAAAGGAAUCCCCACUGUAGUUCUACAUGUGACCAAGAGUUUCGGACUCAUCCACUGAGUGGACCCUCUAUCUACUCAACUGUGUAUGGUCCACAUUAUGACACACUUACUUGCUUCGUGUGUACUUGUAAAUGAAAUUGUCUCAGAAGGGAACCACAAUGAUUAUCCUGUGCUCCACAGCCCCCAGUGGAUUUUAGUCUGGUGUUGCUGACAGACAUGACGGACAGAUUUAACUAAGAUCAACAGUGGGACUGUUGUCGACACGGUCAAUCUCUUUUGGACACAGCCUCAAAAUGAAGAUCUCACAAAUUUCCCUGUGUCAGAUUUAUGUAAACUAGCAGCUACAGUACGCAGCACUGCUCAAAACUCUUUGAGGACAGAUUCCAUGACUAACAAGUGAACAGGCCACAUAUUACGUCCUUCACUGACCCUGUCACCGCCAAAUCGUGAAGAUUUAAAGUUUUAUUAGUGGCAGAUGAAGCAGCAUCUCAAGGGAUGUCUGAACAGACUGAGUCUGCCUGGUCUACUGUACUGGUAACUGAUAACUGAUAACUGUGUCUUUGCUUCUGGUGUGCUUUCAGUUGUGUUACUUUCUGGUAUAUUUGCAGCGAGAAGUGUAAAGUGUAAACCGUUUUUGUAAAACUGACUUUGCUCUCUAAAACAUGUUCUAUCAUGCUUCUAUCAUGUAAUAAAGGAUCAUAGACACA